UGUCAAAAUUUACAAAGAGUGACGUUUCGCCCAUUUGUAAUUUUCAUAAAAAUUGUUUGCCGAUUGUCUGGUGACAAAUUCGUUAAGUUUUAGGGCAUAUAGUACGUAUGGAUGGUUAAGUAUUAGUGAGGAUGUCGGAGCAAGAUAAAAAAAGUGGCGGGAGUGGGGGUUCUGUGGUGAUGGUGGAGAAGUCUGCUUCGAGCAGGCACAAGCCGUAUCGCCCCACGGAGUUGCAGGACGAGCCCGCGCCGGACUUACACAAGCGCUCCAAAGCGCCUGCGGUUCCUUCCGUGGCAGAAGAACUGAAAGAUACAACCGUUUCCGAGACACCCGCCACAGUAGACCGAAUGGAAUGCGAGCGCGCUAUGUCCUCUGAAAAACACAUGCAUGUGCCGAAGAACAUAUCCUCCACUGGCAAGAGACGAGGCAACUCGCCGGAGGAGAUCACAAUGGUCUCUCUUGAUGCUAAUAAGAGAGAUACUAUCGCACCACCAGCGCCAAUUCCUGUCCAAGUUGAAAAAGUAGUCUCUGAGGCCUCAGGCCUGGAGGCCGUCGGGAAGAUGGACGAGGAGAAAAAGGCAGACGACGACAGCAUAACAGAGGAAAUUACAGACUUGCGGACCCCCGAAGCGGCGGUCAAAGAACACUCUGAAUGGCCAUCCUACUCUGCUAAUAUAAAGAAAAAGGAAAUUUCUUGGAAGGAUAGCGAAUACUUGGACAAUGUGCGACUUGAGGGCAUUAGCGCCAAAGCUACGCGAUGCCAAUCUAUCUUUCGAGAUUUGAACGCCAAGAGUCAAGCUGCUAUUCUGGAGAGGAAGCCAUCAAUUGGUCCAUGUUUCAAGCCUAGAAUGCUCUAUGGAGGCCCAUCUGGUAUUACUAUCUGUGUGCCGAAGAAAUCAAUAAGGACUAUGAAAGAAGAGUUUAAUCCCAUACAGUCAGUAAUUGAUUUUAAUGUUUCCAAGAAAGCGGUAACAAAGUCUACACCUCACAUCAUCAGUACCAAACAAGUUCCCAAGAAAACGCCAAUGAAACUGGAGAAGGAAGCUUUAAAGAUUGAUGAUGAUCAACAGCAUAUCAAGUUUCUUGGUGUUCUUCGAACUAAACUGGACAAUAUGAGUGGCAGAAUCAGAAAUUUACUCAACAUGUGA
Ostrinia nubilalis (European corn borer) is the source of this 1148-nucleotide messenger RNA. RefSeq lists its product as uncharacterized. The record is from RefSeq and is a predicted model, not a curated record. NCBI's taxonomy places the organism in Eukaryota, Metazoa, Arthropoda, Insecta, Lepidoptera, Crambidae. Bases 132 to 1148 code for a protein of 338 amino acids. The transcript has 9 exons.